AUGCCUGCCAGUCGAGGUAUCAACAACCAGAUACUCCGACCAGUGCUGAGCCCUCAGCAAGUCGAGGAACUUGGUACUGUUGUGGUUCAGAGAGAAUUAUUAUACAAAUGCACUAUGUAUUCUAUUAUGACUAUUUAUCUUAUUGAAUUAAGUUAUAAAUCUUACAACCAUGACAGUGCUUAUACUCUUUAUCAAGAAGUUAGCAAAAACUCAGCACCCCCUACCAAUACUGAUACUAUCACCGAUGUACCAGCAGUUACUGCUCCACCAAUUCUUAAUGAAACACAAACUACCGAAAGCGACAGUACCUACCUCCUAUUUCAAUCACAACACACUGUCGAAGCUCUCACCUACGAAUUAAACAAAGCUCGUGAGGAAAUCAAUUUCCUCAAAGAUCAACUCCAAUUUCAAACUACCCCUCCUCAAUUUCCUCAAAUUCACCAGCCCCAAACUGAUGAAAGACUAUUGGACGAAGCAGAUGGAAUACCGAUCACAGUCGAUCCCCCCGUAUACCAACAAACCUCGAAAAACGACUCCCCCUGGCAUCAUAAUCAGCGACUUACUCGACUCACUCGAUCAUUGUACACUGACCAACAAACAAAGACCUGUGUUGAUAAGACAAAGAUGACAAAAGAAUAA
Cokeromyces recurvatus is the source of this 639-nucleotide messenger RNA. RefSeq lists its product as uncharacterized. The transcript has 3 exons. The record is from RefSeq and is a predicted model, not a curated record. Bases 1 to 639 code for a protein of 212 amino acids. NCBI's taxonomy places the organism in Eukaryota, Fungi, Mucoromycota, Mucoromycetes, Mucorales, Mucoraceae.